Messenger RNA from Nezara viridula (southern green stink bug), 3004 nucleotides. Lineage: Eukaryota; Metazoa; Arthropoda; Insecta; Hemiptera; Pentatomidae. The record is from the annotation of a GenBank genome assembly.
GUAUAGGAAUUUUUUUUAAUGUGAAUUCAUCAAUUCGUAUCUCUAUGGAUAACCUUAUAUUUGGAAGAUAAGAAAUUGAGAGGUUAUUGUUUUGAUUAGUAGUUCCUGUAUAGUUUCGCAGAUUAUAUUUAGGUUUAUUACAUAUUUUUAUAUUCUUUGCCAAAUUUAUCGUCAUUCUUAGCUAAACAGUUUUUAAAUCAGUUUUGAUAUAGUGUCAUCCAUUUUCAAGUUUCCACUAUUCUGUAACCAUUACUUUUAGAUAGGAAGUUCCCCAAAAAGUUUGGUUAUUUUGCUUUGUUCUAUUCAUUCUAUCUAUAUGUUCUAAUUAUAUCUCAAAAUCAUGAAGCAUGUCUGAAGAGAAAGAAAAAUUAAACAAUGACAAGUUGCCCUUUGAAGCUGAUCUGUCUUUAUCAAAUUCUCCAAUAGAACUUGCACAUAAUUCAUCAAUAAUUAGGCAGGAAAACGAAGGCAUAUUACGACAGGCACUUCUUAAUAGCCCAGAAAAAGAAUUCAAACUUGGUGAAGACAAAAUGUUGCCAUUGAUUAUUGACUUAUGUGAUAAUGAAGCUAGAAAGCAUAAGAGUUGUGAUGUUGAAGCAAUACAAUUGACAUAUGCCUCAGGAGGUGAUAGCAGUGAAUAUACUGCACAACUCCUAUCGCAAUUGACAUCAUCAGCGCUGCCUACAAUCAGCUGCAGUCAAGUCUCUUCUGUGUUGUCUGCACUCGAACCUAAUUCUAUUCUCUCUCAAGUAGUUACAAACAACCAUCAAGUUAAAGGAAAAUGUAAAGACACUGAGAAAGCCAAUGAAGCAUCAACACAAGAAAUCCUUACUUGCAGAAUGGAGAAGCGUAAUUAUAACAAAAAAUCUUGGUAUUAUUGCCCCAGUUGUGAGCUGGUAUGUUUAGAUGAGGAAAAAGCCAACUAUCAUGCAGAAAACUGUACAGGAAUAGCAAAAAGAAUAUACUGCCUAGCAUGUGACAACACUUUUAAUUCCACAGCCACUCUACAAGUACAUUUAAUCAUUGACCACAAAGUAGCAAUGACUGAACUAAAAGAAGUUAUUUCUAUUAAUUUAGAAACUAUAAAAAAUAAAUCAAAUGAUAAUACAGGCAUUAUAAAUCUUAUUCCACAACUACCUCUUGAGCUUAGUUCUAAUAGCAAAAGAGAAAAGCCUGAGAAAAUUACUAAAAAAGCUCUGAAGAAGAUUACCAAUGUUAAAGUUGAGAAAGAAAUGGGGCUGAGAUGUGGGAUUGAAGGAUGCGCUGUACGUCUGGUAUCACCAUCAAAUAUGUCAUAUCACAGGCAGUGUCAUGAUGGAGUGAAAUGGAAAUGUUUGGAAUGCUGCGAAAAUUCAUCCUCCUGGGCAAAUCUGUCUCUUCAUCUUUGGAAGCAGCAUAGUAUUGAUAUGGAGCUAUAUUCCUGUGACCAAUGCUCUUACAAAACUAAUAGUUUAAGCAAAUUGUUGAACUUACACAGACGCACACAUGGCAAUGAAAGACCCUUCUUAUGUGACUCUUGUGGUAAAGGUUUUAAGACAACUAAACAACUAAGGAACCAUAAGACUGUCCAUAAAGUAAAACAAAAUGGUGAAAAUGAGAAUAUUUCUUGUUCUAUUUGUGGUCGGGCAUUUACAUGUAUGAGAAUGUUAAGGCAUCAUACUGAUAUUGUCCAUCGUAAGUUAAGGCCUUACUUAUGUUCUGACUGUGGGCAUUCUGCAGCUUCACGAAGUUCCUUGCGAAUGCAUUCCAGACAACACACAGGUGAGAAGCCUUAUAGGUGUAAUGAAUGUGAGUACCGUACAUCAGAUCAUAACACCCUUAGGCGGCACAAGAUGCGUCACACUGGUGCAAAACAUUAUACUUGUCCUCAUUGCCCGUAUGCUUGUAUACAAUCUUCAACUUUUAAGAGCCAUCUCAAAAAUAAACAUCCUGGUCUUGAUGAUGGUCUCAUGUUCAGCUGUGAAGUUUGUCCAUUUAGGACUGUAAAAAAAGACAAUUUUUUGGCUCACAUAUCUUACCAUUCAUUAAAAACUCCAGAUAAUUUUCAGGAGCUCUCCAAAGAUAGUGAUUUAGACCUUCAGGAGUACAAUUUGCGGAUGCCUCAAAAUAUUUUGGAAAGAGUGGACGACUUAACCUUUAAAAAUUCCAAAGAUACCUGUUAAAUAACAAAUUGUUUCUUUAAUGGUGCUCUAAACUCUUGAAGAACCAGAAUUGGUGUCAUUUUAUACAUGCGGUCUUGUUGUCUUCUGCUAUUGUUCUCCUAAGAGAGACUGUGUGUCAACUGUCACACUAUCUACCAGUAGCAGUAUUGGUGGGCCAAUCUUCCUUGGCUGAUUGACUGUCAUCAUGGAGUUUUUGAGGUCCCUCUAUUUCUUCAUGUCCCUUCCUGGUGACAUACCAUCAAUUUCAAUCUCACCAACCUCAAGAGAAAUAAAAUCACAUAACAGAUUUAGUAUCAAAAAGAAUUGAAAAAACUUUUUAAAUUUAAAUUUUUUGAAAUCUCAUACUAAAAAUGUUAUUCACAGCUUGUAUGUAGUAAUAAAGUUGUUUGCCUUAAAUUGUUUUGUAAGAAGGAAUUGCUCUUAAUAAUUUGUUGGUGGCUAUAUGAAUGUUAAACCAAGUUUGCCUUUAGGCUAAACUUUAGUUAAUUAACUAAAUUAAUUUAUCUCCACCCCCAGACAAAAAAAACAUAUUUUAAUUUCUAUUAAUUAUUGGCUUAUUUUUUUACAUGAGUUACCAAAGUGUAGUUGUUAAUAAAUGGAGACUGAUUAGUAAUAACUGAAUCGUUAUAUUUUUACUAGUUUUCCAAAGUUCGAUAUAUCUCUAAUUAUUUAAUUUAAUUUAAUUUUUGUGAAUAUUAAAGAGAAAGUUUGUUUUAUAUAUGAUUUAUAUUCUUUGGUGGUUGAUACAAAUAUAUUAAUUAAGUUUUUAAUUUAUAAUUUUGACUUAAUGUGGAUUUAAUGUAUUGCAUUUUAAAAUGGAAUAUAUAUUUAUUUUUGUUUUA